AAAACAAUAUGGAGACGGAUGGUGCACGUGGGGAAGAAGGAGCCAGUGCUUGUAGCCACCCUGAGCCCAUGUCGUCGCCCCAGAGUUCCAGUGACGGGCGUAAGAAGCCAACAUGCAUAAUAGUUCUCGGCAUGGCUGGAUCUGGGAAAACAACAUUUGUUCAGAGAAUCACAGCCCAUCUUCAUGCCAGAAAGAAGCCCCCAUAUGUCAUCAAUCUUGACCCAGCUGUUUUAGAAGUCCCCUUUCCAGCAAAUAUUGAUAUUCGAGACACUGUGAAUUACAAAGAAGUUAUGAAACAAUACUCAUUAGGGCCAAAUGGAGGAAUAGUUACCUCGUUGAAUUUGUUUGCCACCAGGUUUGAUCAGGUGAUGAAAUUUUUGGAGCAGAAAUCAACUGAACAUGAGUACAUCAUACUGGACACACCUGGUCAGAUAGAAGUAUUCACCUGGUCAGCCUCCGGAACUAUCAUCACAGAAACACUUGCAUCCACCUUCCCAACUGUGGUUGUGUAUGUGAUGGAUACGUCUCGUAGUGUGAAUCCAGUUACGUUUAUGUCCAACAUGCUGUACGCUUGUAGUAUCUUAUACAAAACCAAGCUCCCCUUCAUUGUAGCCAUGAACAAGAUCGACAUUGUGGAUAACAGGUUUGCUGUUGAAUGGAUGACCGACUUUGAAGCGUUCCAGGAUGCGUUGGAGCAUGAGACGUCCUAUGUUUCCAACCUCACACGCUCAAUGUCCCUGGUGUUGGAUGAAUUCUAUGCCAACCUACGUAAUGUUGGUGUGUCGUCAGUAACUGGAGAGGGAGUGGAACAGUUCUUCAAACAUGUGAGUGAUGCAGCGGAGGAAUUUGAAAAAGAUUACAGACCCCAGUACGAGAAGCUAAGACGUGAAAAGGAAGAAAAAGAUCUUGAAGAGCAGGAAGAACAGAUGUCUAGACUUCGCAUGGACAUGGGCAAAGACAAACCUGUGCUGAAGAAACAGACAGAUGGUAUGGCAAUCACCCCAGGCUUGGUGGAGGAUGACAGUGAUGAGGACGCACAUGACCCAGACAUGGUGGAUGAGGAGGAACAGAGGGAACUGGAAUCUUUCAGGAAUUUUAUUAAAAGUCAAAAAAGUCGCCAACAACAAAAACAAGACUCGGGAGUCGUGGACAAAACAUGACAAAAGACUUUUUUUUUUACCAAAUCUGUUGUUUGUUUUGUCACAUAGCUGUGCUAUUAAAAUUUGUCAUUGUUAA
Molecule: messenger RNA, 1236 nt
Organism: Pecten maximus
Lineage: Eukaryota; Metazoa; Mollusca; Bivalvia; Pectinida; Pectinidae
Product: GPN-loop GTPase 1-like
Exons: 12
Coding region: 9-1160 (383 amino acids)
Molecular function (GO): ATP hydrolysis activity; GTPase activity
Source: RefSeq, a predicted model, not a curated record